Cynara cardunculus var. scolymus (artichoke) is the source of this 2354-nucleotide messenger RNA. Its product is annotated as serine/threonine-protein kinase PCRK1-like. The coding region runs from base 958 to 2097 and encodes 379 amino acids. Gene Ontology annotation, molecular function: ATP binding; protein kinase activity. Gene Ontology annotation, biological process: protein phosphorylation. The record is from RefSeq and is a predicted model, not a curated record. The transcript has 5 exons. Lineage: Eukaryota; Viridiplantae; Streptophyta; Magnoliopsida; Asterales; Asteraceae.
UGCGAUGCGAUGCGAUUGCGAAUCCCGUGUCGUCAAAAUAUAACAUACCCAAACCCUUCAUAUCAGCUUUCCCUAACUUUCUUUGCAGUCUCUCUCUUGUGGGGUGUCCUGAAGAUCAUGGCUCUUCUGGGUUGAAUGGUGCGUUUUCUCCACCUCUUGAGCUUCCAAUUAUGAAACAGACCUUCGUUUUUGAAUUCAAAUGUAGGGUUUUGUAGAAUUCUUCGAUUUAAAUCCGUUUUAGUUCCUUAUGAUGAGUAUGUUUUGUCUUUAUUCUGUGCUUCAUAGAUGUUGGGUAUGAUUGGGUCAGAUUCCUUUUAGCGAUUUGAUCCGUGUUACAGUUUUAGGGUUUGCUCAUUCGAUUGAUUGAUCGAUUGUUGUUAUUAGCAUCAAUUAGUUGGAUUUUGCGAACUCUUCUUGUUAUAGAGAGAUUUUCAAUUGACGACAAGUUUGGAAACAAUUCUAAAGCUAAAAUUUCAUUUCUGUUGGGGGAAAAUGUGUUUGAUUAAUUGGAUUCGCAUAUUUUGUUUCUUUUGGGAGCUUUUCAAUCAAGUUCCAUUUGCGAAUGCAUUUUGACAGAUGAAACUCGUUUUCAUUUUGGGGAACAACUGUCUGGUCCUUCCCAUUUCGGUCGGUAGAAUUUAUAUACCAAACCUUCACAAAUUUGAGUAGAUCACGUCAUAAUACAACUCUAGAGUUAUAGUCUAGUAAAGCUUCUGAUUUUAUAGAACUUGAUUCCAUCAAAAGCUACUAAUUUCUGGUUUUCAUUAAAUGGGCAUUUUGAGACAUGAAUCAUUGAUGUCCUUGAUUGCCCCUUUGUAAUUGAUGACCUUUGUGGUAACUAUAUUACAGCCAAAUCUGCAACGAGUAUUGUAGAUAUGGAUAGAUAAUCAACAAGAAUCGAGGGAGGGUGUUUGUGUUUUUAAGUAUCCUUCUCUCAUGCUGCUGAAGGGUUGAACAAUGGUCUUCUACAGCCGAUGUUUUUCUAUGCUAUAUUUAUUACAACCUGAUACAAGUGCCCGAGCAAACACUUCAGUUGAUACCUUUCAGACCGCUAAUUCAACUUUUGAGUUGAGAGGACGUGGGUCGACAUCCAAUCCUCAGAACGGCUCACAUACGAGUCAAGAGUGCACAAGGAGGUCGGUUAUCCCGAACUCUCUUAGAGAAUUCAAACUUUCUGAGCUUAAAGAAGCCACUAAAGAUUUCAAUGAGUCUUGCAAGAUCGGGGAGGGUGGAUUUGGGAAAGUACAUAAGGGCUCGGUCAAGAGCUUAGAAGAUCCGUUUAAGGAUAUUGAUGUGGCUGUGAAGCGAGGUAACAGAGGACAAAAGGGAUACAGGCAAUGGGAGACAGAAGUGAAUGUUCUAGGGGAUGUUAAGCUUCAACAUCCAAACCUUGUGAAGCUAAUUGGCUACUGUAAUGAAGAUCAUGAGAAUGAAAGCAACUGGCUUUUGGUGUAUGAAUAUAUGCCCAAUGGAAGCGUAGAUGAUCAUUUAUCCGCUAAGUCAACUACACCACUCUCGUGGGUCAGGAGGCUAAAGAUAGCGCGAGAUGCCGCUACUGGUUUGGCAUACCUACACGAGGGAAUGGACAAGCAGAUCAUCUUUAGAGAUUUCAAACCACCCAAUAUUCUUCUAGACCGCGAAUGGAAUGCCAAGCUUUCGGACUUUGGAUUUGCUAGGAAUGGUCCUCAAGACGGAUGGACACAUGUCUCAACAGCGGUAGUAGGAACAAAGGGAUAUGCAGCUCCAGAAUAUGUCCAAACUGGUCGUAUGACAUCCAAGAUCGACGUAUGGAGCUACGGUAUCUUUCUCGAGGAGCUAAUCACAGGUCAACGACCGGUUGCCCAAAACAAUCCCGAGAAAAACCCUCAAUUCUUGAGGUGGGUUUGCUGCUACGCAGGUGACGGAAAUUCAAAGCUAAGCAUCGACCCAAGGCUUGAAAAUUAUUCUGAGAAAUCGAUGGAAAAGGUAAUUUUCAUUGCCAAAAUGUGCUUAGCCAAGGAACCAAAGUCGAGGCCAACGAUGAGUGUGGUCCUGAAAAUGGUGAACGAAGCCAUUGCAUUGGAGGAUCAGCAACUUCAGGAUGCCAGCAAAUCUUGACGAGGACGACUCAGGUAUACCUUUAUAUAAAUGAUCCCGAAAGAGUUAUAUUUCAAAGACUCCGGUAUGUUGUUUUUUCCCGCUAUGUCGUGUCGACUAUUUUUUUAUCGUGUAUAUAUAGAAAUGGAAUGUUGGUAGACAUGUUUUGCCAAUUUGGAUAAAGAUUAUGAAUUGAGUUAAGUUUGAAUUGUUAUUAACUAUCAAGAGUCAAACCAUAGAUCUAAAGUUUGACUUUAUAUCUUAAUUUCAAUUAAAAC